AUGGGCGCCGCAGAUCUUGAGAAGAACUUGUCGACCGUCGACGAUAUGGACGACACAAAACAGGAGACGAUCCAUCCGAAAGCAGUCGACGAGCCUGACACUGUCGUCGACACCCUGUAUGACCCGCCCAAAGGAUACCGGAUCGGCGGGCUCACAAUUCCAGCGUAUCGAUCCCCGAUCGUGCAGACGCUCAUCAUCUCGUUCGUGCAUCUCCUCGUCGUGGGCAUGUUCAACGUGCUGUCCGCCCUGGGCGGCGGCGGCCAGGUCGAUCCCACGACGAGUAACAACGCCAACACCAUCCUGUACAGCUUGUUCUGCAUCUUCUCCCUGAUGUCCGGAUCCGUGUGCAAUUUUCUUGGGCCCAAAGUCACCCUGGCGGCCGGUGGCAUUGGCUACUCGCUGCUGUCGGCGUCGUUCUGGAGCUAUAACCACAACAAGAACCAGGGGUUUGUGUACUUUGGCGGCGCCAUGUGCGGCGUUGCGGCGGCGUUUCUCUGGACCGCCGAAGGAUCGCUGAUCAUGUCCCUCCCCCUAGAAAAAGACAAAGGCAAAUACAUCAGCAUCUUCUACGGGCUGUCGUUCUUCGGCACCGUCAUCGGCGCCAUCAUCCCGACGGUCGAGAACUGGGGUGUGACGACGGCCGGCAGCGUCAACGACGGCACGUACAUCGCGCUGUUCAUCCUAAUGGUGAUGGGCAGCGUUGUCGCGUGCUGCAUCUCCAGCCCGUCGAAGAUCAUGCGGGCGGACGGCACGCGCGUGCUGGUCCCGCGCCAGACGACGUUUGUGCAGGAACUGAAGAACGUCGUGCUGGCCGUCAAGCGCGAGCCGCUCAUCAUGCUCUUCUUCCCGUACAGCUUCGCGGGGCUGUGGUACAUCCCGUACCAGAGCAACGACUUCAACGGGUACUUCUUCGACCUGCGGACGCGCGCGUUCGGCAGUCUCUGGUUCGACUUUGGCCAGUUCUUCAUGGCCGUGUUGAUGGGAUUCCUGCUCGACCUGAAGCUGCUGGGCCGAAGCCGUCGGCGCCGCGCCUUCAUCGGCUGGACGUUCCUGUUCGUCCUGCUCAACGCCGUCUUCAUCGGGGGCAUCUUCCCGAUGCGGCUGUCGCACCGCGGCGUGCCACCGGCGCAUCUGAUCGACGUGGCCGACGGCACCGUGCGGGCCGGCGGGUACAUCGCGCUGUACAUGUUCUACGGCGCGGUGGACGGGGCCUGGCAGACGUUUGCGUGGUGGGUGAUGGGGGCGCUGUCCAACGACCCGCUCGUGCUGUCCAUCUAUUCGGCCUUCUACAAGGUGUUUGGGGCGAUGGGCGCGGCGAUCGUCUUCAAUCUUGACGUCCGCCAGGUCAGCUACCAGGCCAUGUUCGGCAGCUAUUGGGGGUUGCUGGCGGGAUCGAUGCUGUUUGUGCUGGUGUUGAUCUACAAGCGAGUCGAAGAUACGUUGACUGCCACGGACCUGACAACUGCCUGUGAUGAGAAGUCUUGA
Messenger RNA from Rasamsonia emersonii CBS 393.64, 1485 nucleotides. RefSeq lists its product as uncharacterized. Bases 1 to 1485 code for a protein of 494 amino acids. NCBI's taxonomy places the organism in Eukaryota, Fungi, Ascomycota, Eurotiomycetes, Eurotiales, Trichocomaceae. The record is from RefSeq and is a predicted model, not a curated record. The transcript has 2 exons.